UGGCUCCACCCAACUCUAACAUGACAUCUGAUCCCAACGAACUUGUCACAAAAAAGUCGCUCGCAAUCGCUUUGUCAGCUCCAAGAGCUCCGCCUUCCGGGUCGACUCACCGUGCUGCCAUGCUAGGCCGAGAGGUGACGGAAAAUCCGUAUCACAAAUCGUUGACCGACACGACCAGUCCUCGUCUCCAACAACGCCUUUUCCGCCAGCUGCGCAACGCGUAUCGAACCGCUGCAAGCCAUGCACCGCAUCCUCAUCUGCCUUCGGCUCUGGAUACUGGGGACGUCGUGACACGUGCACUGGGAGCGUGGCUGAGCGUGGCGUCCCAAAAUCGAUUUCGUGAUUCGGGAGGCUUUCGGCGUUUGGUCGACUUCCUCGUCGUACUUUCGGCACCCGCAAUUCCACUUUCCGCGCCGUCGGCAGGCUGGAAUUUCUUGAUGCUCACUAAGCAAGUAAAGAAAUUGCGGUACGGAUUGAAUUCUCUGCAAUAUAUCGACUUCUUUCUACCUUACGAUCCUGCCGAAACGUUUACGAACACUAGGUCAGCUCGCCGAUUGAUUUUCUUCGUACACGGUGGUGCCUGGGGAAGCGGUGAGCCAUGGAUGUAUCGUCUGGUGGCUGGUGCUUUUUUGGAACUAGGCUACGCCGUGGCGAUUGUGGGUUACCGAACCUACCCGGACGGUACUGUUGUCGACCAAGUUGCUGAUCUCCGGGAUGCUGCGGCAUUUUUAGCACAAACGCAUCCUGCCUGGUGCGAACGUCAAGUCACCGUCAUGGGUCAUUCCUCGGGUGCGCAUAUAGCCUUACUGUUUUUAGUGGAUCGCUUCAUCACGAGUACAAAGCUUUCCGUCACUGCUAAUGGUAGCGGAGACUUCCGUAUCGAUUCCUUCGUCGGGUUGUCGGGACCCUACGAUAUUUCGCAUCAUUUCGACUACGAAGCAAAUCGCGGUGUAGAAGAAAUGUCGCCACUCAAACCGGCAAAUGGAUAUACUCGCCAGAGCUUUCGCACACAUUCACCGGCUCUUCGUCUCCUAGAUUCUUUGGCAUGCCAAGUUGAAUCAAACAGGGUGAUUGACAAGCUCUUCCCCCUUUUGGUUUUAAUUCACGGUAUUGAAGAUGAUACGGUACCUUUCACAGCAACUGCUGAGGCUGGACGGAUUCUGAGAAGCUGUGGAGCCCUUUGCCAAGAAAUUUACAUCACUGAGACGAGACAUCAGGAUAUGGUCAUGCAGAUAAUGCUGGGUGGCAAGACCCUAGAUGCUGUUAUUGACUGGAUUCAGUUACUACAUCACGAGUCGCCAGCACCGACGCCAAUAUAUAAAGUACAUGCAAAAA
This is a messenger RNA of Phaeodactylum tricornutum CCAP 1055/1, 1335 nucleotides long. RefSeq lists its product with no specific name. The annotation marks the transcript as partial. Lineage: Eukaryota; Bacillariophyta; Bacillariophyceae; Surirellales; Neidiaceae. The record is from RefSeq and is a predicted model, not a curated record. The transcript has a single exon.